Messenger RNA from Anopheles coluzzii, 2859 nucleotides. RefSeq lists its product as uncharacterized. The record is from RefSeq and is a predicted model, not a curated record. NCBI's taxonomy places the organism in Eukaryota, Metazoa, Arthropoda, Insecta, Diptera, Culicidae. Gene Ontology annotation, molecular function: protein binding. Bases 310 to 2733 code for a protein of 807 amino acids. The transcript has 7 exons.
UUUCUAUAGCUUUAGUUUGUCUCAAACUCUUGUGCGACAAUGUUGUGUGGGAAAACACCAACAGUGCUAUACAACAAUUGUUCAAAACCAAAAAUAAAUCGGAGGAAAAGGAAAAAAAACACUACCUACAAUAGUGCUCAUCAGUGUUUCUUUUGCUAAUCAUACAUUAAGAAAGAGAUAAUAAACAUAAAAAACCGGAAGUCGUUAUCAUUUAAGUACUCUUACUGCUUGGUUCUCACGUAGCUGCGUUAAACAUAUAAUUUAGAAAGUGCGAAAAAAACAGAUUAAGUGUUAAAGCAUACUGUAAAAAUGCUGUACAACAUAAAUGAAGAGGAUGCUGCUCGUAUCAAGAAUGAUCUGCUUAAUAGUUUUCGAUUAAAAAGAUUAGCUGAAUUCACACAAAUCAUAAAUCGAACAAAAAAUUCUGCACUAAAACAAGCCAUCGUACAAUCUGUGUUUGAGACUGUUUUGACACAGCCAAACAGUAAAACAUAUCUACAAGCAUGUCUAGCUCAUGGAGCUCGGGUUAAUAAGAAAUCCGGCCGAGGGGAGUACCCGAUACAUCAAGCAGCAAAGUCACGAGACAUCAACAAUUUGAUGCUACUUUUAUUACGGCACGAAGUCAACGUUAAUCAACUGUCCGAUGAUGGCAAUAGCGCAAUUGAUUUUAUAUGUCCAUCACACGCCCAUACCUUCGCCAAAAGUAUUGAAUGCAUAAAUCUGUUACUCAAACACGGGGCCACUAUAGAUACAGCUAACCUAGCGAAACGUUUGGCAAAGUUGAAGCAGGAAACCGAGAUCCUGGCUGAAUUUAUGCAAGGAAUUGAACCCUUCGUAACGGUGAUUGCAAGCGGCGUACCUGAGACUGAGACUGAGACUGUGGCUAACCACAUGUUAUUAGAGAAUGCCAUCACCUGUGGGAACUUGGAGAGGGCUAAACAAAUUAUUGAAUCGCACACAAGUCCACAAACCUCACCAUACAUAUCCAAGACAAUACUUACCAUUUGUUUUGAACGCGGAUGCUUUGAAAUGUUGGAAUAUAUAUUCCAAAUACUCCCAGAGGUUGGAUUAGAGUCCCGGAUAAAAAAGAAAACAUGGCUGUCGUUUUUGGUACAGCGUGUAACUGGAUCGGAUCUCGAGUGUCAGUUUUUCAAAUGCUUAAAGCUAUGCCUGACCUAUCCUCAAUUCGACAUCGACGAAAGAGAUGGUUGGGAUUAUACUGCUUUGCACUAUGCGGCCACCUUAAAACUGAAGCACGUGCAGGAGCUGCUCCUUCAGAAAGGUGCAUUCAUAGGUGGAAGGGACAUAUUUGGCGUUUACACGAUUAGCCAAAUUGACCCACUGACGCUGGUGCGACAUUUUGAUUCCUGUGUGUACACUAGUCCCAGGAUAGCGGAUGAGCAUGGUGCAAACUCACCUAUUGUUUACGUCAUGUUGAGCAACUUUGCUCCCCCCAAGCACAAGGAAAAUGAGCAACACUUUACGUCAACACAAGAUAUAUCCUAUAAAAGCAUGCGACCUGCAUUGAUGGAAUUCACCAAUGUGUCCAAAUUAUCCCAGUUAAAUGAAAAAGAAAAAAAAGCUCGACAGCAGCUCAUUGAACAUCCAGUGAUAUCUACUUUACUUUACAUUCGUGAACCACCACCGACUACAGUGGGACUGUUGUUGAGAUUUAUCAGAUUAGUACCGGCUGUCUUAUUAUUUGUACUCUGGGACAGCCGGUGGAUUAUGUGGUGCGAAUCGGUUCUGCUCAUUUGUCUCUUCACAUUCGAAUGUAUUCUGAAUGCCAGUUACAUCACGCACUUUUUUGAUAAACGAAUCAAAAACAAAUUUCAAUCGGUGCCUAAUCUAACAAUCCUCUUCACCAUGCUGGUGGAGAUAGUUUUGAUAGCGUGUUUGAUAUAUUUCACAUUUUUGGAAUACAGCAAGGUCCAUCAGCUGAGCUGUUGCAUUUUGCUCACUGGAUUCGCUACUAAACGAUUCAUUGCCAGCUGGGACUGUUUAGCUGAGAAAAUCCACACACUAGACAUAGUUGUUACGAAGGUUAUAUGCAACUUUAUUAUAUGUUCGUUUAUAUUUGGAAUAUUUGCGCUCUCCUUUUACGUGCACGAAUCAAACUUUGGGCAAACGUUUGAACUGCCCAAUAACACUGCUAGCUCGACUAAUACGACCAUUGAGUCAAUAUCCAAAACCGCGAAAUUGAUUGAUCAACUGGCGAUGUUUGAUGGAAAGAUAGUUGUGUUGGAUAAGAAAAUGGACUUGGCAUUUUAUGGAGUUGGUUUUGUAAGUUUUCUUAUUUUAGUGCCAAUCGCUUUGGCGAACAUAAUAACUGCUUUUACAAUUACAGAUGUUUCGGAACUCACCGCCCGAUCGAGGUGUGUAAAAACCGCUCUCAGGAUUAGCAACGCUUUUGUGCCAGAGCAUCCGGCCGUUGAGCUAUGGAGAGGAAUGUCAAAAUAUAUGGAAGAACAGUCGAGGAGCUCUCUGCUGAGUUGGUGGCGGUCAAAUAGAGCAGUGAACACUAUCAGUAGUAAUUCUUCAAAAGCUAAACUGUGUUUCUCGCUCAGCAACCGCAAUGAUGUGCAAUACAUUGCAAUGUACACUGGACGAAACCAUGAAAUUGAACUUCACAGAGUAAACGACGAAGCCGAGAAGCCAGAAAUUUUAUGGAAAGCAGACGACAAAUUUACCAAAUUAUUAAUAGAUGCUGCAUUUGCUGAUGAAAUCACGUGAGGAUUGUGUUUUUGUUGUUGUGCUGGUUGAUUAAAAACAGUUCAGUUAAACUACAAGCAAAGUUUGUAGUUCACAGUUCAGUGUCUGACCUGUACGGAUAUGUUUGUGAUAAGUACGAUAGACUUU